UGUGUGUGGGUGUGUCUGACUCUGAGAGAGAGAGAGAGAGAGAGAGAGAGAGAGCUCAUCCACCGCCACUUGAGCAUAGGGGCUUAACAAAACCAAACCCAUCUCCGAUCUAUUUUCUCAAUCUAACCUUAACCCAACAGUGACCACAGAUCAUCAGUCGGGAGCGAAUUAGAGAAUCUUAACCUAACAUGCCUUCACAACUUCCAUCACCGCCGAACCCUCAACAAUAACAACAACAACACAGGACAGAACAGGAGCAAGAGAUCAUCUUCACAGCAUUAGAGAAGCUGAUCCAAGAGGAAAUUAAAGUCCAGAGGAAGAGAUCCAUCAGAUCACCAGUUGAGUAAUUUGUUCAGCUGGGAGUUGGGUGAAAGAAUUUCUUCUCUUCGAGAAAAUUACUUUGCUUCAUUCAACAAGGGAUGAAAGCAGGAAGAAACUAAAGCAAAUUAAGUCUUCCUGCUGCUGUUUUAUGUGUAUUUGAAGAAGGCGAAGAUUUUUGAGAAAAUAUUAAGCAACAAAGCAAGGUUAUAGAAGAAACAAAAAUGGAUCCAGUGACAGCAUCAGGCCACGGGCACUCUCUCCCUCCUCCUUUCCACACCAGAGACUUCAAUCUUCAACACCAAUUUCACCAUCAGCAGCAGCAGAACUCGGAAGAUGAGCAAAGCGGCUCCAGUGGCCUAAAACGAGACCGGGAGGAGAACAGCAACAGCAGCAAAAUCAAUGGCGGGGAAGGCAGGGAAGGAAACGGAGAAGGAGAGAUCACAAGAAGGCCCCGAGGGCGGCCGGCCGGAUCCAAGAACAAGCCCAAGCCGCCCAUCAUCAUCACCAGGGAUAGCGCCAACGCGCUCCGCACCCACGCCAUGGAAAUCGCCGACGGCUGCGACAUCGCCGAUGGCAUCGCCACCUUCGCGCGCCGCCGCCAGAGAGGGGUCUGCAUUUUGAGCGGCAGCGGAACUGUCACGAACGUUACUCUCAGACAACCGGCCUCGCCCGGUGCAGUGGUGACCUUACACGGGAGAUUCGAGAUCUUAUCCCUAGCCGGGUCCUUUCUGCCACCACCGGCUCCACCUGCCGCCUCAGGGCUGACCAUAUACCUUGCCGGUGGACAAGGCCAGGUGGUGGGGGGCACCGUGGUUGGGGCGCUGCUGGCAUCUGGACCAGUUGUGGUUAUGGCGGCCUCGUUUAGUAAUGCUGCUUAUGAGAGACUUCCACUUGAGGAGGAGGAAGAGGCUUCUCUUCCAAAUCCAAUGCAAGGAGGCGGCGGGGGUCUUGGUUCCCCGGCGGGCGUUGGGCAGCAUCAGCAAUUAUUGGCAGACCCGUCACUCUUCCACGGCAUGCCACCCAAUCUUCUCAACUCGAUCCAGAUGCCACCGGAGGCAUUCUGGGCCACUGGUCGUCCUCCAUACUGAAAAGAUAUAUGGAUAUCAUUCAAGGCCAUCAAUGGCCUCUUAAUUUACUUUCGCCUGAAACUCUAGUUAAUUAGCACAACUUAAUUUUAGGUAGAAGAGUUUGGAUUUUCGUUGA
This is a messenger RNA of Diospyros lotus (date-plum), 1524 nucleotides long. RefSeq names its product AT-hook motif nuclear-localized protein 26-like. The record is from RefSeq and is a predicted model, not a curated record. The transcript is spliced from 2 exons. NCBI's taxonomy places the organism in Eukaryota, Viridiplantae, Streptophyta, Magnoliopsida, Ericales, Ebenaceae. Gene Ontology annotation, molecular function: minor groove of adenine-thymine-rich DNA binding; DNA-binding transcription factor activity. Gene Ontology annotation, cellular component: nucleus. The coding region runs from base 543 to 1409 and encodes 288 amino acids. Gene Ontology annotation, biological process: vegetative to reproductive phase transition of meristem.